Rhododendron vialii is the source of this 2319-nucleotide messenger RNA. RefSeq names its product protein trichome birefringence-like 3. The record is from RefSeq and is a predicted model, not a curated record. Bases 664 to 1935 code for a protein of 423 amino acids. The transcript has 5 exons. Gene Ontology annotation, cellular component: Golgi apparatus. Lineage: Eukaryota; Viridiplantae; Streptophyta; Magnoliopsida; Ericales; Ericaceae. Gene Ontology annotation, molecular function: O-acetyltransferase activity.
ACAGUAUCUUCACUAGAUCUGCAUCUUAAUGCCUUCACCGAUAGAGAAGUUGUCCACGAGAGAUUAUUCACUAACUCACAUGGCGGCCUAAAUUCCUCCACCACCACACAUUAAUGGUGUGGAAGCUAUACAUUUAGUCUUGUGCCAUAUAAAAAUGUCUAAUGGAGGAGGAGCUUAGGGCACCAUGUGCCGGUGCUCUAGUUCCCUCCACCAUCAUACAUUGUUCUAGGACUCAUACACUGAUCUUCGGCCCCAUAGGAAUGUGUGGUGGCCAAUACAGUGAUACAGGGCACCCCGUAAUGCCAAAGGGACACUGAAUAAUUUUUCGCCCCACCUAAUGAGCACCCCAAAGUUGCUAAAUGAAAAUAAUGGCACAGUGGUUGUCUGGUUGAAGCCAUCAUAUGCGAUUUUCCCACUAAUGCUUUUUACAUUGACCUAGAGGAGCCCAAGAUGUUACCAUUUCAACUCACUUCUAACUUCCACUUAUUCUUUUGCCUAAAAAGGUUAUUAACCAAACAGGCCAUACAUGACUUUAGCUUCACUCCUACUCAAAACCCACAAACAAAAUAAGUUCUUCAUGCAUCAAUUCUGUUGCCAAAAUUCCCUCGACUUCUCCCUUUAAUUUCUCUCAGCUGUGUUAAGCUUCUCCUCACUUGCCUUCCCAUGGGCAGUUUAAUGAAAUCUCCCAGGGUUAGGCUACCUCUCUCCAUUGUUACCGUUUUAAUCUGCGUUUUUGCCCUCGUUGCUCUCUUGUACACUGAGAGAAUCAGCUCCUCAUCUUCCAGCUCCAUAUUCAGGUUCAAAUCCUGCUCCAAACAGGGCACUACAAGAGAUGAGGAAACUAUGGUGGAUGCUCCAGUUAAAACCGAAGUGGAUGACAGGUUCGAGUUUGACCCAAAUGAGUGUAGUGUUGCCCAUGGGAAGUGGGUGUUUAAUAGUUCACUUAAGCCUCUGUACACAGACAGGACAUGCCCGUACAUUGACAGGCAAUUUGCCUGUGCCAAAAACGGACGGCCUGAUUCUGACUACCGGCACUGGGAGUGGCAGCCCGAUGACUGUAUGCUGCCCAAGUUCAAUCCUAGAGUUGCGCUUCAGAAGCUUCGCGGAAAGAGGCUGAUGUUUGUUGGCGAUUCCUUGCACAGGAAUCAAUGGGAAUCGUUCGUGUGUCUUGUGGAAUUCGUCGUACCAAAAGAUCAGAAGUCCAUGAGACCUGGCAAAUCUCAUUCAGUCUUCCAACUGAAGGAAUACAAUGCUACAAUUGAGUUCUACUGGGCUCCAUUUCUAGUCGAGUCAAAUUCGGAUAAUCCUAUCAUAGGAGAUCCAAGGAAAAGGAUACUUAGAGUGGAUUCAGUUUCAAAGCAUGCCAAAUACUGGGAAGGUGUGGAUAUAUUAGCAUUCAACACUUACGUUUGGUGGAUGAGUGGUCCGAAGAUGAAGUCACUAUGGGGUUCAUUUGCAAAUGGUGAAGAAGGAUUAGAAGAGUUGGAGACACCAGUUGCUUACAGAUUAGGAUUGAAGACCUGGGCUAAUUGGAUUGACUCAACUAUUGAUCCAAACAAAACCAGGGUGUUUUUCACUACUAUGUCCCCUACCCACACAAGAAGCGAAGAUUGGAACCGCAAGGACGGAAUCAGAUGCUACAACGAAACGAAGCCGGUGAUGAAGAAAGGCCACUGGGGAACCGGUUCGAACAAGCGGAUGAUGAGCGUGGUGGCGAGCGUUGUGGAGAAGAUGAAAGUCCCGGUCACCGUCAUCAACAUCACGCAGAUAUCAGAGUACAGGAUAGACGGACACGCUUCGGUUUACAGCGAGUUGGGUGGCAAGUUGCUGACCGAAGAGCAAAGGGCUGAUCCCUCACACUAUGCAGAUUGUAUACAUUGGUGUUUGCCUGGCAUUCCUGAUACUUGGAAUCAAAUAUUUUUAGCUCACUUGUAGCCAACGAAUGCACACAAAUCUGUGAUUUUAGGCACUGGGAUUGCUCUAGUGGUUCAGACGGAUGCCCAAAGAGUACUCAUCAAGGUUUGGGGUUUGAUUUACCACCGUGUGAGUACACUGAAUUAGGUGGGGGCCUAUGAUUGGUGUGGCCAUGCUAGCUCUCUCGGAGGUUUGGGUUGACAGUUAAUGGACCAGCUGUAAGGCUGUGCCUCCAUUUAAAAGAAAGAAAAAAGAAGUCAAUUGGCAAUUUGUAUGUUGUGUCUAUUUUUUUUUUCUAAAUUCAACUGAGGCAAGUAUUUUUUUUCAUGUGUAUUUUCUUGCAAUUUGGCAAUUUUUUGGAUAAGCUGGUGCUAUUCAAUAGUACAUCAAACUUUGAUAGUUGAA